Molecule: messenger RNA, 2227 nt
Organism: Aspergillus caelatus
Lineage: Eukaryota; Fungi; Ascomycota; Eurotiomycetes; Eurotiales; Aspergillaceae
Product: putative MFS transporter
Exons: 5
Coding region: 367-1794 (475 amino acids)
Biological process (GO): transmembrane transport
Molecular function (GO): transmembrane transporter activity
Source: RefSeq, a predicted model, not a curated record
UGAAGACAUACUCCGCAUAAUCUCCACUACGAGGAUGGAUUGGUCAAUCUCUGGCCUUACCCCGGGCGAGUGCCCACCCCAAUGCAGAAAUGAUAGGCCAGAUACCCCGGCCGCGUGAGUUUGCGUGGGACUGUCCAAUCCCUUACUCUUCGGUUAGAGUCUGCUGCCUGUAGACAUAUGUGAAUAACGGGUUAUCCGCAUCCUCGUGGUCUAUUUUGGAAACCCUCUCCCUCUGCUACACCCAUUCUCACCCAUUAUAACCCCCCUAAGGGAGCCUUAGUUACAGGAAGCUUGAGCCCUUUACUCAGAAUACACAAAGAUUGAACUCCAACCCUGGCUGUGCCCCUAUCCAGGAGCUUGUCCAACAUGACUGCGUCAAUGGAGAUGCAGAGGCCUCGCCAAAAUGACGACGUCCAAGAUGCCCCUCAGCCGGGAAAGGUGGACGUGGACUUUGUAGAGAGCACGGCAGGAGCCAUACCUACAAGUUAUUCCGAUAUCGUGGAAUCUCGCAUUUCAAAGGCACACAGAGACUACCUGAUGGAGCGUCAUGGCACACUAGAACUCGAUCCCAUCCCUAGCAUGGAUCCAGCGGACCCGUACAACUGGCCGUCCUGGAAGAAACUGGCCAAUUUGGUUUUGGUAGCCAUUCACGCAUGUAUGGGUACCUUUGCUGCUGCUGGUAUCAUUCCUGCUUAUGCAACGAUCGCGGAGGAGUACAAUGUUACGAUCCAGAGAGCGAGUUAUCUGACAUCGCUCCAGAUCGCCAUCUUGGGCGGGGCCCCGCUGUUCUGGAAGCCCAUGUCUAAUCGCUAUGGACGUCGUCCGGUCUUCCUUAUCUCCCUGAUGUGCAGUCUAGUAUGUAAUGUGGGGUGUGCAAAAAGCACAGACUAUGCAUCAACUGCCGCCUGUAGAGCUUUGCAAGCAUUUUUCAUCUCUCCAGCGUCUGCUAUUGGAAGCGCUGUUGUGAUGGAGACCUAUUUUAAGAAAGACCGUGCCAGGUACAUGGGCGUAUGGACCCUGUUGGUUACCUUGGGAAUUCCCCUCGGUCCAUUUAUCUUUGGUUUCGUCGCAUAUCGGGCAGGCUACGUAUGGAUCUACUGGGUCCUGGCAAUAGUCAACGGCGUUCAGUUCGUCUUAUAUCUCUUUCUGGGCCCAGAAACUCGGUAUGUUGGCAGCAAUGUCGACCCCAACCAAGCCGCAUGGAAGAGAGAGUAUCUUUCACUCCGUCGAAUUGACCCGACUCCCUUCUCGUGGUGGGAGUUCGUUAAGCCUCUUACUAUGGUUAUGUAUCCCUCUGUCAUGAUCCCAGCCGCGGCGUACGCAAUGGUCUUCUUGUUGAGCAACGUGUUGGCCACGGUUGAAGUGCCGGAACUGCUCCAGGAAAAGUUCGAGCUGAACACCGAGCAACUCGGUAUGCAGUUCCUGGGUCCCAUUAUCGGCUCCGUCAUUGGCGAGCAAUUAGGAGGCACCCUAUCAGACGUCUGGAUGAACACACGGGCAAAGAAGAUCCAGCGGAAGCCCGAGCCAGAGCACCGCCUAUGGCUCAGCUACAUCGGCUUUAUCUGUUCCAUUGUGGGUCUGAUCGUCUUCCUGGUGUGCACUCAGGAAUCUGCAUCAGGCCACUGGAAUGUAGCACCUAUCAUUGGUAUCGCUAUUGGAGCCGGCGGUAACCAGAUUGUAACCACCGUCCUUGUCACGUACGCCGUGGACUGCUAUCCCACCGAAGCUGCCAGUGUUGGAGUGUGUAUCACGUUCGUUCGACAGAUCUGGGGUUUCUUGGGGCCGUUUUGGUAAGUCGAGAAAGGGUCACGUCAAGCUUUAGGAGUACGAUGGCUAACGAAGCUCAGGUUUCCGCCUAUGUUUGAGACAGUCGGUGUGGCUGCGAGUGCGGGUGUUGGGUGCGCUCUCAUCGUGGGUGUCAGUGUUAUUCCGAUUCUCUGCCUUCACUUCAUGGGUCGGAGGUGGCGUCCAGAUAUCCAUGCAUGAAUCUAAGGAUAGCUUUUUUUCCCUCAAUAGAUGAUUCGGUCAACCGGGUAGAAUGGUGUAUUAGAAUAUAGAAUAGGACUCCUGGGAUGUGAAAUAGGGUGGAACAAGGCUGUAUAUAUGGGUUAGCAGUAGAAUAGAAUAGAAUAACAUUGGCGACAUUCGGAAUAUGAACAAACUGGAGUCAGGAACAUGAUAAACAAAAAAAAAAAGUUCAAAGUCAAGAUACACAAAAGGGAUAAAC